AUGGAGUUGACGCCCAAGCUCAAUGGCACCUUGGCUGAUGAUCUCCAAGGCCUUCCCGAGUCUCGGCUUCGCCCCGUCUUUGCCACCCUCUGUGGUCUCAUCUUGCUGGUAGGGCUGCUGGCCAACGGACUGAUGCUGGUGAUCCUGGGCAGAGGCUCGGGCUCGAGGGGCCAAGCCCCCGGCCCACUCCUGGCUCUGACCAACAGCCUCAUGGUGAACAUCACCCUGUCAGACCUGGUCUUCCUGGCGUAUGUGGUGCCCGUUUUGCUGCUGACCUUCCUCCGGGAGGACUGGUGGCUGGGCCCCUUUGUCUGCACCACCAGCCAGAGCUUCAACAUGGGCACCAUGUUCUGCACCUUCUACAGCAUGGUGACCACGGCUCUCCUUCGCCACGCCGCCGUGGCCUUCCCCGCCGUGGCCUUGCCGGCCGGCAGGGGAGCCCGGCUGUCGCUCUGCUUGACCAUGUGGAUCCUGGGUUUCUCUGUGUCUCUGCCCAACUGGCUAUACCAGAGAGUGGUGGAAGAGGGGAAGGAUGAGGGGAAGGCCGCUCUCCUCCGCUCCUGCCUGAUGCUCCUGGCCCCCGCCCAGACCAACUGCUAUUUCACCCUCCUCGGGGCCCUGGCCUUCCUGCCUUUCGCCCUGAUGCUGGUGCUGAGUUUCACUCACCUGGGCUGGCUCUUGUGGAGUGGGGAGUGGCCCCAGGUCCCCCUGGAUGUCCGGCAGCAUCGGGAAGCCACGGGCCUCAUCCUGGUGGUCCUGGUGGUCUUUGUCCUCAUGUGGGGGCCCUGUUCCGUGCUGGGCUACGUGGCUGCGGCGGGACACCUGCCCGACACCCACACAGUCUUUGUGGCUACCAGCCUCUGCACCAUCCUGGCCUAUUCCAACUGUGCCGUCAGCCCGAUUCUCUGCUUCUGCCUCUCAAGACAGUUCCAGGCAGGGAUCAAGGACCUUUUCUGCGGCUCCACCCAGGAAAGGGCAAUCCUGAGACAUGAAGGGGUGCUGCAGAGGGAGACGAAGGGGGGAGGGGGCGAGCCCCAGGGAAUCUAUGGGGGAUUCCUGCCUGACUGA
This is a messenger RNA of Antechinus flavipes (yellow-footed antechinus), 1068 nucleotides long. RefSeq names its product galanin receptor 2a-like. The coding region runs from base 1 to 1068 and encodes 355 amino acids. NCBI's taxonomy places the organism in Eukaryota, Metazoa, Chordata, Mammalia, Dasyuromorphia, Dasyuridae. The record is from RefSeq and is a predicted model, not a curated record. The transcript has a single exon. Gene Ontology annotation, molecular function: neuropeptide binding; somatostatin receptor activity. Gene Ontology annotation, cellular component: neuron projection; membrane. Gene Ontology annotation, biological process: cellular response to glucocorticoid stimulus; neuropeptide signaling pathway.